CACAAAAGAAGUUUCCAUUUGUGAUGCGAAACGCCGUUACCAAACGCAGCCAACAUUAUAGAAUGUGGCACACACUUGCAGAGUAGGAAAUCUGACUGGUUUUUCUCACAUAUCAUUUCGAUUUUCAACAGAUGGAACUUCAGACGAUCAGAGAGAUCCCCAUCUCUAUGCUAUGCUUGAUUUCUGUAAUUUUGCCUUCGGAUUUGAGAUUCGCUAUUCCAAAAUUAGAAGACCUUUUUUUUUCCCAGUGAAGGCUUUUGAAAUGGUUGUAAGUGAGGUUUCUGGUGUGCCAGCAUCUAUUUUGCAAAGGUCGCUCUUCUACCUCUCAGGGUCAAUGUUUUAUGUUUCAAAAGAUAAGAGUGACAAAUCUCCAUCAAGGAUACAGGCAAUAAUGGUUCUGAACAUGAUUAAAUUGUAUGGGAAGCCAAUACAUGUGAAUAAGGCUUCUCAAGAUAAGAAGGGCUUGGAUGUUGGUACACACCUUUUUGUUGGAAACCUUGACCCUGAUGUGGAUGAAAAGCUUCUCUAUGAUACUUUCAGUGCAUUUGGACUCAUUGUUACAUACCCAAAGCAUCCUAUGCAUACAAGAAAGUUACCAAAGGGGAGUGUCAUGGUACCCCAGCAGAGAGUCUUGGCUGCAAGCAAUCAUGGUGUGCAGAAAAACAGGCCCCACAUGGCCACACCCUUUCUGCAAGUGGACCACCUACACUAUCGAAUGGUCCUCAGGCUAAUGGUACCAUGGGGGUUCCUCCUCGUCCCUUUGCAAAUGGUCCCAUCCUCCUAGGCAAGUUCCGGCAAUCUGCCCUCCCCCACCACAGGUUGGGGGCUUUCCUCCUAUGCAACUAGCAGGGCAGCAAUGGCCUGGUGAGAUGCAGCAACAGGGUCAAGUGAUGAUGCCAUCUGUCAUGCCACCUCCACCUCAGCAGUCAGAUCACUUGCCAGACCACCACCACCUAAUAUUCCUCCUCCUCCACAGGUAGCACUUUCAGGGCCUCGACCACCACCAAUGGGUUUGAAUGCACCACCACCUGUUUGGCCACCAACACCACUUCAGCAUAUGGCUGGAAGAACU
This is a messenger RNA of Macadamia integrifolia, 1072 nucleotides long. Its product is annotated as oligouridylate-binding protein 1A-like. Lineage: Eukaryota; Viridiplantae; Streptophyta; Magnoliopsida; Proteales; Proteaceae. Gene Ontology annotation, biological process: positive regulation of mRNA splicing, via spliceosome. The transcript has 8 exons. The record is from RefSeq and is a predicted model, not a curated record. Gene Ontology annotation, molecular function: RNA binding. Gene Ontology annotation, cellular component: nucleolus; U12-type spliceosomal complex. The coding region runs from base 173 to 784 and encodes 203 amino acids.